Molecule: messenger RNA, 229 nt
Organism: Cetraspora pellucida
Lineage: Eukaryota; Fungi; Glomeromycota; Glomeromycetes; Diversisporales; Gigasporaceae
Source: the annotation of a GenBank genome assembly
CACAGAAAAUCCUUAUACUAAAGAACUUAGUCUAGGAAUGAACUUUGAUGAUGAGAAAGCAGAGCAACCAAAUGCAAAAAUUAAAGCUAAUAGUAGCUCUCCAAAUAAUGAAGAAAUGGAACAACCAAGAACAGAAACUGAAAUGAAUAAUAGUGCAAAAAGCACUCAAUUCAUGCUUUUAGAAGAAACAAUACAAAAGGAAGCUGCAUUAAAUACACAAAAAAUAUAG